UUCGCACUGCCCAUCACUCACCAGCAACGCCAUGGCUCUCUUCCUCCUUUUCCUUCUCUUCUUUUCUUUUUUUUCCCUCUCUGCUCAAGAUGCCCAACACAACUCCACCUCUCUUUCCUUCUCUUUCCCUCUCACUUCUCUCCCUCCUUCUCCAAACACCUCCCCUUCGUUUUACUCUUCUUUUGUCUCGCAAAUCAAGCAGAACCCACCAAUCAAAACCUCACCCUAUAACUACAGAUCCACCUUCAAGUACUCCAUGGCCUUGAUCGUCUCUCUUCCAAUUGGGACUCCUCCUCAGACCCAGCAAAUGGUUUUGGACACUGGUAGCCAGCUCUCCUGGAUUCAGUGCCAUAACAAGACUCCUAAGAAGCCUCCUCCUACGGCGGCGUUUGAUCCUUCUCUCUCCUCCUCCUUCUCCGUUUUACCAUGCACUCACCCUCUUUGCAAGCCGAGAAUUCCCGAUUUUACCCUCCCUACUUCUUGCGACCAGAACCGUUUAUGCCACUAUUCUUACUUCUACGCUGAUGGUACCUUUGCUGAGGGCAGUCUCGUCAGAGAAAAAUUCACAUUUUCUAGUUCCCAAAGCACCCCUCCUCUCAUCCUGGGUUGCUCUCAGGACUCCAGCGAUGACAAGGGUAUUUUGGGAAUGAAUCUUGGACGGCGCUCAUUUGCUUCCCAAGCCAAAAUAUCAAAAUUCUCAUAUUGCGUGCCAACACGCCAAACUCGGACCGGGUUGCCAUCAACAGGGUCAUUUUACUUGGGAGAAAAUCCAAAUUCAGGCGGGUUUCAAUACAUUAGCCUUUUGACUUUUACUCCAAGUCAAACAAGCUCACCAAAUUUGGACCCUCUAGCAUACACCGUUCCAAUGCAAGGAAUAAGGAUCGGCAACAAGAGAUUAAACAUCUCAGCAUCAGUUUUCCGGCCUGAUUCUAGUGGAUCGGGUCAAACAAUGAUCGAUUCAGGCUCCGAGUUCACAUACUUAGUGGACGAGGCUUAUCAUAAAGUAAGAGAAGAGAUACUGAGACUGGCGGGAUCAAAGUUAAAGAAGAAUUACGUGUAUGGAGGAGUAUCAGACAUGUGCUUCGACGGGAAUCCAAUGGAGAUCGGACGGCUAAUAGGAAGUAUGGUGUUGGAAUUCGAGAAGGGAGUAGAAAUUGUGAUCGAUAAAGAGAAGGUGCUAGCUGAUGUGGGAGGAGGAGUCCACUGCGUAGGGAUUGGCCGGUCAGAGAUGUUAGGUACAGCGAGUAACAUAAUAGGGAACUUUCAUCAGCAGAAUCUAUGGGUGGAGUUUGAUCUGGCUAAUCGGAGAGUGGGGUUGGGUAAGGCCGACUGCAGCAGAUCGGUGUAAGGAGGAGUGGACGAGUGGUGGAGCCUAAUUAAAUCGGAUAUUUAAUGUAGGAAGAAAAUAUCAGUGAUGUGUGUGUGGUAUUAGUAGUAGAGAUGUAAUAUAAAACUAACUGAGAGAUAAGAGAGCAGCAUGGUUGGCACUUGGCAAUAGAGUGUAACUAAGUUUACGGGAAGGCAGUUGGUGUUAUGUAAUGAAAAUAACACUAGCCUAAUUAAAUUUAUUUUUUUAUA
Manihot esculenta (cassava) is the source of this 1578-nucleotide messenger RNA. RefSeq names its product aspartic proteinase PCS1. Gene Ontology annotation, biological process: proteolysis. Gene Ontology annotation, molecular function: aspartic-type endopeptidase activity. Bases 32 to 1348 code for a protein of 438 amino acids. Lineage: Eukaryota; Viridiplantae; Streptophyta; Magnoliopsida; Malpighiales; Euphorbiaceae. The transcript has a single exon. The record is from RefSeq and is a predicted model, not a curated record.